This is a messenger RNA of Verticillium alfalfae VaMs.102, 2052 nucleotides long. RefSeq lists its product as hypothetical. The transcript has a single exon. NCBI's taxonomy places the organism in Eukaryota, Fungi, Ascomycota, Sordariomycetes, Glomerellales, Plectosphaerellaceae. The record is from RefSeq and is a predicted model, not a curated record. Bases 1 to 2052 code for a protein of 683 amino acids.
AUGCCGACCCGACCGACAGCGCGAUGCUGCCGAGCCGUAAAACACCUCCGCGCCCCCCUCGACAAUGUCUGGAUCACCGACAGCGUCCUCGCCAGUGCCUUUGAGCGAUACUGCCACGCUUCGAGGCUCUCGCGUCGCAAUUCGAGCUCUGUGCCUGGGCCCUUGGAGAACCGCAAGAGACUCGGCAAGAGGAGGAUCACAGGGCUCUACUCGGCAGACUUCCAGCCCACGCUGCCGCCAUGGCUCAUCGAGUUUCCUGCGGACCUGACGCAGUGGAAGUGGUCCCCGCCUACUGAGCCUGCGUCUCGGCUGAGAAUGGAGGAGUCGCCGCCGCCCAAGUCGUGGUCUCUGCUCACGUGGGUGGAUCAGCUGCUCCCCGCCGAGGAAGCCGUUGACUACCCGAGACAAGAGUACGAUGAUGUGCUGCAGCCUUCUGAUGACUUUUCCGAGAGGCUCGAGGAGACGCGUGAGGCGUUGCUGAAAUCGUUGGUCAAGCUUGAUCCCGAUUUCCGUCUCGCAAUGGACCGCCUCCAACAUGACAUCUACCUGGGGCUGCUCACCUUGGAAGCCAUACCAAAAGCCCUUUCUUCUUUCACAGCUGCCAUUGUAGCGGCCCGGCAAGAUCCGCAGGUCGCGCGUUCUGCCACCACUGCAUUGCUCUCAGCUAUCAUCAAAGGCAUGGCGUACUCGAGAGUUCAGGGUCUCGCCGAGGCCAGCCCCCACCUCUGCAACACACUACUUCGUCGGGUUUCUGAGCUGCCGGCCAGCAGGGCCAGUGCCGAACUGAUUUGCACCAUCCUUACCGUCGUGCCGGACCAGCACAUGAAUCGCCUGGGAGAAGGUCUACACGCGGCGUUGCAGACGUGGCUCGCCGCUCCUGCGCGGGUAUACGAAUUGUCGGCACCGCUGAUGGCAAACGCCCUAGCCAGAAUAUCGCCCCGAGAACACGCCGCACUGCUCGCCGGCAUGGAAUCUGUCGCCAUGCGUCAUGAGGGGUCACACAUCGGUCAUGGUCGUCGCCUACGGUGGCUUGACAUUCUCGCCAGGAUGCCUCAGGUCGACACGACCUUCCUCCUCGAAGCGUGCUCUCGCUCCUCUAUCUUUGGCCAAGCAUCUUCAACAGCACCCUCGUAUGACCUCAGCAAACUCCUCCUCCAGCAGUGGCAAAGCCGCGGCUACCUGCGCAACGCGCGACAGGUGCAGAGCGCAUGGAAGCGUGAAGCCAGCACCGACCAGGAACUGAGUAUGAGCUCCCUCGCCUGGCACAUUGGCACCCUCGAACACCCCGGCGACGGCGGCAGCCACCGCAUUGGCCUUCUCAUGAGCCUCUUCCGCGCGCUGCGCCGCCUCGACAUGAUCGACGGCUUUCUCGCCUCCUUUGACAAGUACUGCCGCACGCGCCAGAGCAGCAACAGCAACAGCCUCAUCGAAGUGGGCUUCAGAGCCAUCGCCCUCGCCAGCAAGGACCACAGAAUAGCGACAGCCAUGUACGAGCUCAUGAAACGCCACCGCGGCACCAACAGGCCGGCGGCACUCCGCACAUGGUCCUGGAACGACUGGCACCCGUAUAUCAAACCCAUGAUCCUCGACGCGGACGUGGACCCCAACCUCGUCUGGGAAGUCCUCCACUCGGAAUCGCCCGCUGAGCGCACGCGCCGCCAUCCCCACCAACAAAACACCACCACCACCACCAACAUGAUGCGCUCGACGCGCUCGGCCGAGCUCCGCCUCCGCACGAAGCAAAAGCUCGUCGCCGACAUGGCCGUCUGGUUCUCGCGCGCCCCGCACCUCUCGGACCGCGCGGCGCUGCGGCACGUCUCGCGCUGCAACGCCUGGCUCGCGGCGCAGGGCCUGACGCUGCCGGCGGCGGGGCUCGAGGCCGUCGUCCGGGUCGCGGUGCGGGACCUCAAGAGGGGCGAGCCCGGGCGGACGGCGAGGCUCAACUGGGCGCUCGACCUGACGCAGCGCAGGCUUGGGGUUGAGCAGGCGGAGAAGACGGGGCGCGUGCUGGAGAUGUGGAGGCGGAGAAAUGCCGACCUGGGGGGGCCUUAG